Pieris macdunnoughi is the source of this 441-nucleotide messenger RNA. The record is from the annotation of a GenBank genome assembly. Lineage: Eukaryota; Metazoa; Arthropoda; Insecta; Lepidoptera; Pieridae.
AUGUUUAUUUUUUUAUUAAUAAAUUUGUUUUGUAUCAUAAACGUGAGUGGACAGCUGUGUAGUGCCGAUUAUAGAAUGAACUUGACAGGUUUAGAUGUUUUUAGCGACGGUUCGAUUAUUAAAAAUGGAAUUCGCUUCCCGCCAAAUGAGAUUUUCUCGUUAAAUGUGAGCGGCGACUUUGAGACUUUCGGAUGUCCUUGCGAAUUGAGAAAUUGUUUUCGGAAAUGUUGUCCAUUGGGUCAGGUGAUGGUGAACAGAAGUUGUGUUGAAAUGUACGAUGUUCUUCAGAAGGAAUUGCGGCUGCAUUAUUAUGAUAAUCAUAUUGCAUCUGUGGAUUUGAAGAACAGCGACCAGUUCGCUGUUUUGACGGGAGUUCCAUGUGAUUGGGAUGUUUAUAAAGAAGACGAUGGUCCAUGGUAUGUUCAGCUGGUAAGUCAUUAG